AUGUCCAUCCCCCAGACCAUGAAGGCCGUCCAGGUCGAGAAGCUCGGCGGCCCCGAGGUCCUCGAGUUCAAGCCCGACCACCCGGUCCCCACCCCCAAGGAGGGCCAAUUGCUCGUAAAGAACAACAUCUCUGGCAUUAACUACAUUGACACCUACUUCCGUACCGGUCUGUAUGCCUCUGCAAAGCCUGAGAUCCUGGGCCGCGAAGGCGCCGGUACUGUCGCCGCGCUGGGCGCCGGUCCCAACCCCUACAACUUCCAGGUCGGCGAUCGUGUCGCCUGGCUCAGCACCGGCGGCUAUGCUGAGUACACUGCUGUUCCCAUGGCCAAGACAGUCAAGAUUCCUGAGGGGAUCACGGACGAGGACCUGAUGGCUUCAUUCCUGAGUGGAUUGACGGUCAUCACCCUGGCCAAGGAGACGUAUGCCGUGCAGAAGGAUGAAUGGGUGCUGUUGCAUGCUGCAGCUGGUGGGGCUGGUACCCUCAUGACGCAGGUGCUCAAGUCCAUUGGCGCAAAAGUGAUCGGUACGGCUGGUGGGCCGGAGAAGUGCGAGCUGGCGAGGAGUCUCGGUGCCGAUGUGGUGAUUGACUACCGCAGUGAAGAGGGCAAGGACUGGGUGAAGAAAGUCAAGGAGAUCACUGAUGGUCGGGGAGUGGAUGUUGUCUUUGACUCGGUCGGCCAGGAUACCUGGGAGGGAAGCUUGGAGUGCGUUAAGCGCAAGGGUACCAUUGUCUGGUUUGGCAAUGCCAGUGGCCCGGUGCCUCCUUUGCCUCUGCAGAAGCUCGCCCCUAAGUGUGUCAAGGUGGCCCGGCCUCAGCUCUUUGGCUACAUUGAGACGCGCGAAGAGUUCGAGUACUACGUCAAUGAGCUAUUCUCGCUUCUUCUGUCGAACAAGCUUAAGGCCAAGAUCCAUAAGGUCUAUCCUUUGGAGGAGGUGGCCCAGGCUCACACGGAUCUGGAAAGUAGAAAGACCACCGGCAAGUCGCUUCUGAAGCCCUGA
Molecule: messenger RNA, 999 nt
Organism: Aspergillus sclerotioniger CBS 115572
Lineage: Eukaryota; Fungi; Ascomycota; Eurotiomycetes; Eurotiales; Aspergillaceae
Product: quinone oxidoreductase family protein
Exons: 2
Coding region: 1-999 (332 amino acids)
Biological process (GO): cellular response to oxidative stress
Cellular component (GO): cytoplasm
Molecular function (GO): quinone reductase (NADPH) activity; zinc ion binding
Source: RefSeq, a predicted model, not a curated record